Messenger RNA from Monoraphidium neglectum, 1266 nucleotides. RefSeq names its product ribosomal RNA large subunit methyltransferase N. The transcript has 9 exons. Gene Ontology annotation, biological process: tRNA methylation; rRNA base methylation. The record is from RefSeq and is a predicted model, not a curated record. Gene Ontology annotation, molecular function: RNA methyltransferase activity; iron-sulfur cluster binding. Bases 1 to 1266 code for a protein of 421 amino acids. Lineage: Eukaryota; Viridiplantae; Chlorophyta; Chlorophyceae; Sphaeropleales; Selenastraceae.
AUGCUCAAAAGCCUGACCCUGCCUGAGCUGCAGGAGUGGUGUGAGAGCAUAGGCGAGGACCGCCGGCGCGCGACGCAGCUGUGGCGUUGGAUGUACGCCGACGGCAACUGGAUAGGCGCCCCCGAGGACACCUCGGGCGUCCAGAACGGCUUCAGCGAGAAGUUCUGCGAGAAGUUCCGCCAGCUGGCGACGCUGGACGGCGGCGUGCGGCUGACGAGCGUUGCGCGCGCAAAGGACGGGACGCGGAAGCUGGUGUUCGAGUUGACGGAGGGCGAGGGGAAGGGCGGCUCUGUGGAGGCGGUGCUGAUCCCCGUGAUGCGAGAGGCCGGCAGCAAGCCGCGCAUCACACUCUGCGUGUCUUCACAGGGCAAGCGGCGCUGGCAGAUCAAAGAGGAGGGUGCGGUGGGGUGCGCCAUGGCGUGCCAGUUCUGCCUGACCGGCAAGCUGGGGCUGGCCGCCAACCUCAGCGCGGCUCAAAUAGUGGAACAGCUGGUGGAGGCGCGGCGGCUGCAGGCGCGCGAGGGGGACCCUGUGCCGAUCACCAACAUUGUUUUCAUGGGCAUGGGGGAGCCGCUGCACAAUCUGGACGCAGUGGCGGCGGCAACGGAGGCGAUGAAUCAUCCGUUGGGGCUCCACAUGUCGCACAACAAGGUGACUGUAUCCACAGUCGGCCUGGUGGACAAGCUUGAGGAGUUUGUGGAGCGCUGCGGCGCCGCACAGCUGGCAGUCAGCCUGCACGCCACCACAGACGAGGUCCGCGACUGGAUCGUGCCGGUCAACCGGCGCCACGACCUGACCUCGCUGCUGGCGGCCCUCGCGCGCCACUACCCGCGCGGCGGGCCCCUCAAGCGGCGAGUGCUGAUAGAAUACGUGAUGCUGGCGGGCGUGAACGACACUCUGGAGGACGCGCAGAGAUUGGUAGAUAUUCUGGAGCCGAUCGAGGCCAAGAUCAACCUCAUCCAAUUCAACCCCCACGACGGCACCCAGUUCCGCCGCAGCCCGAUCGAGCAGGUGCUCGCCUUCAGGUCUGUCGUCAUCAGGGGCGGCCGCGUGUGUACGAUUAGGGACAGCCGGGGCGAUGACGAGCUCGCGGCCUGCGGGCAGCUAGGGGACGUCGCCCGCGCGGCGCGGGGGGCGCCCAAGGGGCCGCUGCCGCCGCCGGAGCGGUUUUUGGCGGCGCUCGCCGGGGGCGGGGGUGGCGGCAGCGGUUGCGGCGGCGGCGGUGGUGCGGCGGCGGGGGCGGGGGGAGAGGGGAUUGAUGACUGA